This is a messenger RNA of Vombatus ursinus (common wombat), 2090 nucleotides long. RefSeq names its product glutathione S-transferase A4-like. Gene Ontology annotation, molecular function: glutathione transferase activity. The record is from RefSeq and is a predicted model, not a curated record. The coding region runs from base 66 to 764 and encodes 232 amino acids. NCBI's taxonomy places the organism in Eukaryota, Metazoa, Chordata, Mammalia, Diprotodontia, Vombatidae. The transcript has 7 exons. Gene Ontology annotation, biological process: glutathione metabolic process; xenobiotic metabolic process.
GGGAGAUAAUGCCCAAGCAAGCAUGAACAAACAAGAUCCAUACAGAAAACCAGGAAUUGAGAAUCAUGGCUGCGAAGCCCAAACUGUAUUACUUCAAUGGCAGAGGCAGAAUGGAAUCCGUGCGCUGGCUCCUGGCAGCUGCUGGUGUGGAGUAUGAAGAAGUGCUUUUCAAAACAGCUGAAGAUUUUGAGAAUUUAAUUAAGGGUGGAAUACUAAUGUAUCAACAAGUGCCAAUGGUUGAAAUGGAUGGAAUGUACAUGGUACAAACCAGAGCCAUCCUGAAAUAUAUAGCUGCAAAAUAUGACUUGUAUGGGAAGGACCUGAAGGAGAGAGCAAUGAUUGACAUGUAUGUGGAAGGGAUGAGGGAUCUGAAUGACAUGAUUAUGUUGUUCCCAUUUUCUUUGCCUGAAGAAAAACAAAAGAAUCUUAACUAUAUCCUGGGGAGAGCCACUCAAAGAUUCUUCCCAGUGUAUGAGAAGGCAUUAAAAGACCAUGGGAAAAAUUACCUUGUUGGCAACCAGUUGAGCUGGGCAGAUGUACAACUGCUUGAAGUCAUCCUAAUGGUGGAAGAACUCAAGGCUGGUGUUCUCUGUGCAUUCCCUAAGCUUCAGGAGUUCAAAGCUAGAGUCAUCAAGCUCCCCAGGAUUCAGAAAUUCCUUCAGCCUGGUAGUCCAAGAAAGCCACCAGUGGAUGAUGCAAGUUUUGAAGUUUCAAGGAAGAUAUACAAGAUUGAUAAAAAUUUUGUUCUUAAACACAUGAGCUAAAUAUUCACAAGUAGAGUUCUAAAGAGCAAAAUUAAUAUUUUAGUUUCCAUCUGUAGUCAUGCCCACAGAAAUACGUGGAUUUGCUCCUGUGACAUUCCUAGGUUCAAUAACUAGCAAAUAUGAUUACUCCCUAUAGGGCUCAUUGUAAAUCAGAAAACCUAAUCUUUACAUUGCUUAUUAUAAAACUUCAUUUAACUAGAACCUCACCUUACUCAGGGUUGUAGAAUCAUAGAUUAUGUUCUCUUUUUUAUUUCAAUAAACAGCUAAAUUUAGAGCUAGAAGAGACCUUAGAGGUUGUUGAGUGUAGUUCUGCUCCCUACCCAACCACCCACCUCCCCCCAGUGCUUUUUCUUGGAACAGUAAUUGAAGUCCAAAGUAGUUAAGUGACAUACUCCAAGAUCUCACAAAUAUUGAGUAGUACAAUAGGUAUUCAAGUUCAGGUCAGCUAUAAAAUAUGGAUAAUAAUAGCUUUUACCUCUCAGGAUUGUUGUAAGAAUCAAAUGAAAUAACAUUUGUAAACUUUUUAGCAUAAUGCCUGGCACAUAGUAGGUGCCCAAAAAAUGCCUGUUCCCUUCCCUGACAUCCCCCAUUCCAAACUCAACACUAGUUCCACUGUUAUACUAACCCCCUCCAAUUAAUCCAAAAUUUUCUGCAAUAUGCUUUAGGGAGAAAAUUAUAAAAAUUAUGAGUAAGCAAGAUGAUAAUAAGGUUUAUUUUAAAAAGUUACCAGAUGAUACAUUAUGUUCAGUAUAGAUUCCAACUGUUUAUACCUAUCCUUUUGUUCUUAAGGCUCCUCAAAAAAGAAGAAAUAUUCACUCCACAGGAUUUAGGCAGGAAAGUAGUCUGAUAAUAUCUUAGAGAGGUUUUCAAUUUUUAAAAAUGGUUGUUUAACUCUCAGUUAACUAGAAACUUCAAUUAUAUAAAAUGCUCACUCUCUCUGUGUCACAUUGCUUUAUCAUGGUUUUAGUUGUGUAAAAAGAAAAAGAUUAUUUUUAAUACUAUCAAGGAAAACAACUUUUAAAAUUUCCCCUUUUGAAAUAGCCAUUGACUUGUAAAUUCAAGGGACAGUUUCAGGAGAGAAUCAGUGGUUUCAUUUUUUCCAAGCAGAUAAUUCAUCUGUGCACCAUUUUGUUAGAUUGUAUUGUAAAGUCAGCUAAGAAAAAACUUACCAACAUUUAGAGGUAGGGUCAAGGGAAGUCUUAAGUUUUCAUUUGGGUUACCUAGUUUUUGUGUGUAGUGAUUACUGAUUACAUAAUGACUGGAGGAGGAUGGUUCCCAAUAUAAUGUUCUCUCUCGGCUCUGGAAGUUGUUUUAAAAAAAAAAAAA